Rhinocladiella mackenziei CBS 650.93 is the source of this 693-nucleotide messenger RNA. RefSeq names its product NADH-ubiquinone oxidoreductase 19.3 kDa subunit, mitochondrial. The record is from RefSeq and is a predicted model, not a curated record. The coding region runs from base 1 to 693 and encodes 230 amino acids. Gene Ontology annotation, biological process: electron transport coupled proton transport; mitochondrial respiratory chain complex I assembly; aerobic respiration. Gene Ontology annotation, molecular function: quinone binding; 4 iron, 4 sulfur cluster binding; NADH dehydrogenase (ubiquinone) activity. NCBI's taxonomy places the organism in Eukaryota, Fungi, Ascomycota, Eurotiomycetes, Chaetothyriales, Herpotrichiellaceae. The transcript has 3 exons.
AUGAUGUCUCUAUCGAGGACAGUGGCUCCUCGAGCCCUCCGAGCUUCCACCACGGCUCCCUUCUCAUUAAUUCGCGCAGUUCCCGCUGCCUCGAUUUCCUCUUCGUCCUCGAAAUCCGCAACUUCUGUUACACCGGCUCCAACCUCGGAUGAUACGUCGCGAUUACCAGUAACGGGUGGCAUUCGUCGCGAAGUGCCCCUUCCCUCUCAAGAGAAGAAACAAGGCGCCAUGCAAUAUGCCCUCACUACACUGGACCAGAUCGCCAAUUGGGCACGACAAGGCUCAUUGUGGCCUGUGACUUUCGGUCUUGCGUGCUGCGCCGUCGAAAUGAUGCACCUGUCUACACCCCGCUACGAUCAAGAUCGUCUUGGAAUUAUUUUUCGAGCUUCUCCCAGACAGAGUGAUGUGAUGAUUGUGGCCGGUACUCUCACGAAUAAGAUGGCUCCCGCCUUGAGGCAGGUCUAUGAUCAGAUGCCCGAUCCCAGAUGGGUUGUUAGUAUGGGAAGUUGUGCGAACGGAGGUGGUUAUUAUCAUUAUAGUUACAGUGUCGUGAGGGGAUGCGAUCGGAUUGUCCCGGUUGAUAUUUAUGUUCCCGGGUGUCCGCCAACGAGCGAGGCCUUGAUGUAUGGCAUUUUCCAGCUACAGAAGAAGAUGAGACAUACUCGGAUCACGAGGCUUUGGUACAGACAGUAG